Messenger RNA from Aspergillus campestris IBT 28561, 1461 nucleotides. RefSeq names its product aldehyde dehydrogenase. Bases 1 to 1461 code for a protein of 486 amino acids. NCBI's taxonomy places the organism in Eukaryota, Fungi, Ascomycota, Eurotiomycetes, Eurotiales, Aspergillaceae. Gene Ontology annotation, molecular function: aldehyde dehydrogenase (NAD+) activity. The record is from RefSeq and is a predicted model, not a curated record. The transcript has 2 exons.
AUGGCCUUCCCCUUCUCCCCCAGCAACCUGCCCACCCAGCUCUUCAUCAACAACGAGUACGUGGAUUCCCGCAGCACCCAAAAGCUCUCAGUCCACAACCCCAAAGACGGCACCCUCGUCACCGACCAAGUGCCCCUCUCCGGCGCCGAAGACGUCGACGCAGCCGUCGCCGCCGCCGAAGCCGCCUUCCCAGCAUGGAAGAAGACCAGCGCCAUUGAACGGCGCGAAACGAUGCUGAAAUUCGCCUCCCUCCUCCAGCAACACGUCGACCAACUCUCCGAGCUAAGCCGCAUCACCCUCGGCUCCCCCUUCCGCACCUUCGGCGGCUUCGAAACCUCCAUGGCGUCCGAGCUGUUCACCUACUACGCCGGCUGGACCGACAAAUUCGGCGGCGAGAGCUUCCCCCAGGACAACGGGUUCCUGAAGUUCACGCGCCACGAGCCGCUGGGCGUGACGGCCGGCAUUGCGCCGUGGAAUGCGCCCAUAGGAACCCUCGGGCUGAAGGCUGCGCCGGCGCUGGCGACGGGGAACUGCUUUAUUCUCAAGCCGUCUGAGAAGACGCCGCUGAGUUCGCUGGCGCUAGGUGCGCUGAUUAAGGAGGCUGGGUUCCCGCCGGGUGUGUUCCAGGUUUUGUCGGGGGAUGGGUCGACGGGGGAUUUGUUGGCACGGCAUAUGCGGGUUCGCAAGAUCUCGUUUACGGGGUCGAUUCCUACGGGAAAGAAGGUUCAGCGUGCGGCUGCGGAGAGUAACCUUAAGCGGGUGACGCUCGAGCUGGGUGGAAAGUCGCCGGCUGUGGUGUUUGAUGAUUGUCACUUGGAGAAUGCUGUGUCGUGGUGUGCGAGGAUUACGGCGAAUACGGGACAGGUCUGCUUCGCGCCCUCCCGAGUCUACGUCCAAGAAGGCAUCAAAGACCAAUUCCUUGCCAAAUACAAGCUCGCCCUCGAAGAGAUGGGCAAAGCAGUCGGCGACCCCGACCACCCCAACACACUCAUGGGACCCAUCGUCGACAAAGCGCAGUUCAGCCGCGUCAUGGGGUUCAUCGAGCGGGGCGCCAACCAAGGAAUCCUGCUGACGGGGGGGAACCGCGUCGGGGAGACAGGGCUGUACGUGGCGCCGACGGUCUUCACAGACGUGGAGGCGUCGUCGGAGCUCCUGCAGAAUGAGAUCUUCGGGCCCGUCGCCGUCGUCAACACGUUCAAGACGGAGGAGGAGGUGAUUCGCGAGGCGAACGCCACUGAGUAUGGGCUGAUGGCGGGUGUCUUUACGCAGGAUAUCAACCGGGCGUUGCGUGUGGCGAGCGAGUUCGAGAGUGGGAUGGUGGGCGUUAAUGCUGUGUCGCUUGUGCAGACGGAGUUGCCGUUUGGGGGGUCGAAGCAGAGUGGGACGGGGAGGGAGUGUGGGAGGGCCGCCUUGGAGGCGUUUACGGAGACGAAGACGAUUAUGAUUAAUUUGACUUAUUAG